Messenger RNA from Echinops telfairi (small Madagascar hedgehog), 2710 nucleotides. It is a transcript of the gene CLIC2, whose product is annotated as chloride intracellular channel 2. Lineage: Eukaryota; Metazoa; Chordata; Mammalia; Afrosoricida; Tenrecidae. The transcript is spliced from 6 exons. The coding region runs from base 162 to 905 and encodes 247 amino acids. The record is from RefSeq and is a predicted model, not a curated record.
CACCUUUUUUAGACAAGAGACUAUUCCCAGCUGUGACUCAGUCAACUACAAGCUGGACUCUCCUUUUCAAGCACUAACAAUACUUGAGCCUCUGGAUAAAACCGAAAGAGUCUGCGAGUGUUGUGCAUUGUGCACGAGGCAGGGGCCUGUACGACAGAAGGAUGGCAGGCCUGCGGCUCAGAACGCAAGCAGAUCCUGAAAUUGAGCUCUUUGUGAAGGCUGGGAGUGAUGGGGAGAGUAUUGGAAACUGUCCCUUUUGCCAACGCAUUUUCAUGGUCCUCUGGCUGAAAGGAGUUAAAUUCAAUGUGACCACUGUUGACAUGACCAGAAAGCCUGAAGAGCUGAAGGACUUAGCCCCAGGUACCAACCCUCCCUUCCUGGUGUUUAACAAGGAGUUGAAAACAGACUUCAUUAAAAUUGAGGAGUUUCUAGAACAGACAUUGGCCCCUCCAAGGUAUCCUCACCUGAGCCCCAAGUACAAGGAAUCUUUUGACGUGGGCUGUAACCUCUUUGCCAAGUUUUCUGCAUACAUUAAGAAUACACAAAAGGAAGCAAAUAAGAAUUUUGAAAAAUCUCUGCUCAGAGAAUUUAAGCGUCUGGAUGACUACUUAAACACCCCACUUCUGGAUGAAAUUGACCCAGACAGUGCUGAGGAACUCGUCGUUUCUAGAAGAUUGUUCUUGGAUGGAGAUCAACUGACAUUGGCUGACUGCAACUUGUUGCCCAAACUGAACAUUAUUAGAAUUGCUGCUAAAAAAUACCGUGGCUUUGACAUUCCAGCAGAAUACUCAGGCGUCUGGCGCUAUCUCCACAAUGCUUAUGCCCGUGAAGAAUUUACCCACACGUGUCCGGAAGCGAAAGAGAUCGAAAAUACUUACGCAAGUGUGUCUAAACAGAAGAGUUAGGGCUGCUCUUUCAGGGGGAAAUGUUCUCUCGCUUAUCAGAUUGCAUUUGUUAUCAUAUUAGAAAGGCUUUGGGCAACAAGAAUAUGGGAACUAUUUCUACCCUGCUCCUCUAUUCAACUCUCAUGAAAAAGAAUGAUUUACUAUCUGCAUCUGGUUAGCCAUACCUGUCCAUUGUACAUUUUACAGAUCUUCACAUUUUCUUCAGUCACAUAAUAUAACCACUACAGCCUUGAAUAACAUGGAAAGCAUCAAGAUGUUUUGCUUUGUUUGAACUUGUAAAAUGUAUUGCCUGUAAGCUUAGUAGAUAUCUGAAGUCACAAAUUACAUACCGUAUUUUUUGGAACUGAUGUGCCCAUACAUGUAAUGCACAAACAUGACAAAUUUAAGUAAACCAAUCCUGACAUAGUGUAUCCAUUCAUAUAAUGCCCAUAUCACAUGAGAGUUCCUGAAAUGAAUUUCAGCCUCUUUCACCUGUUCUCCUAUAUUACCAGUAAAUUUGAUCAUUCUGUUGAUGUUUUUUAAAAUCUUGUUUAUAUGUGCAAAGAUAAUGUUACUUUUGUAGAUCUCCAUGCAUUCAUACUAUCUGGUUUCACUGCUCCACUCACGUAAAUGAUGACGCUAGCUUAUUAUGAACUCAUAAAAGUUAAAAUUUGUGAAUCACCUUUGAUCUACUAGUAAGUACUUUGGCCUUAAAUUUCAGAUAAUAUGGAGAGGCUUCAAAAAGAUAGUGAAACAUUGUGUUUUCUUUAAAUUCCAUUGUUCCCAUAACCUCUUAAAAAGCCCUUCAUACAAACCCAGAAACACCACAAGUGGAUGGCUUGAACAACUAGACAUGUAUUCUCACACAGUCGAGGAGGCUAGAAGUCUGAAUUCAGAGCACGAGCUCAAGGCGAAGGCUUUCACCUGCGUUGUGGGCUCUGGGGGAAGUUCCUGGUCUCCUGCCAACAGCUGGGUGGACCUGGGGCUCCUAGGAGGUUCUCUGACAGCAUCCCGGAUUCCGAGGAUGGACUUUGCUCUUUCUCCUGCUUUCGUGGUUGCAAGCGAGCUCUUCUCCCCCUCCCUGCUUGCUUCUCUCUCCUUUUGCUCUCGUGAAAGCAAAGGACGUGUGACUAAGUGUGUGACUUAGUAAAGGUAUGACUGGAGGCACACCCUCUUGUAAGGUUGUGGCUCAAGAUACAUCCCCACACGGAUCCUGCUUUAUUAACGGGUAGAGGGUAGAGUUUACAAAAUGGAGGAUAACCGCACAAUACUGUGAGUCAUGAUCUAGCCACGCUUGCACCUAUAUUUUGAGGGGGGAGACAAUUUCAUGACAAAUACCCUAAGUGAAGUUUCCAUGUGCUCAGAAAUAGAAAUUAAGGUCACCAACAUGUAUAUUUUUAAUUGGCAUAGCAUACUUAUAAAAAUAAUAUAUGGGGGGGUAUGUGGUUGGGGGAAAAGGUAAUAUACAUAUUAAUUGCAUAAAAAUGUAGUAAGUGGAGUUACAAUUCCAACCGGUGCAUAGAAACAGCUACACUCAAAUUCUUAAAACAAGUCUACAGCUUUGUUAGGUUAAUAUGCUGCUGCUUCUACUGCGAAGUGCCCUUAGGUUAUUUCCAACAGACAGCGAUCCCAUAGACAACAGAAGGAAGCACUGCCCAGUCUUUACUGCAGCAUUCUCACAAUUGCUGUUGUUUGAGCCCGUCUUGCAAGCACAGUGUCAUUCCAUCUUGUGAAGGGUCUGCCUCCUUUCCGUUGACUUUCUACUUUAGCAAGCAUGCUGUCCUUCUCCGGGGCCUGGUCUCACCUAAUGACGUGUCCAAAGUUCC